AUGGAGCCGGGACCGGGAUCGGGAUCGGGAUCGGGACCGGGAUCGGAUCCCAGGCGCUGGGGCCCGGUCUGCUGCGUCCUGACCGGCGCAUCCCGAGGCUUCGGCCGCAGCCUGGCUCGGCUGCUGGCUCCGCGGCUGGGCUCGGGCUCGGUGCUGCUGCUGCUGGCCCGUUCGGCCGCUCCGCUGGCCGCGCUGGAGGCCGAGCUGCGGGGCAGCUCCCCGGGGCUGCGGGUGCGCUGCGUGGCCGCCGACCUGGGCUGCGAGCAGGGCUUAAGGCAGGCGGAGGCUGCGAUGCGGGAGGUGCUGCCCUCGGUGCCCACCGGCCGCCUGCUCCUCAUCCACAACGCUGGCUCCCUGGGAGACAUCUCCAAAUCCUUCCUGGAUCUCACUGACCCGGAUGAGAUCAACAACUACUUUGCCUUCAACGUCACCUCGCCGCUUUUCCUCACCUCCCAUGCCCUGCAAGCCUUUGGGAAGAGACCUGGCUCCAACAGGACCGUGGUGAACAUCUCCUCACUCUGUGCCCUGAAGCCCUUCAAGAGCUGGGCCCUGUACUGCAGUGGGAAGGCUUCCCGGGACAUGAUGUUCCAAGUGCUGGCACUGGAGGAGCCGGAUAUCCGUGUGCUCAACUAUGCCCCAGGUCCCCUGGACACAGACAUGCAGCUCUUGGCCCGGACUGAGACUGGAGACCCUGAGAUGCGGCAGCAUUUCCAAAGCCUGCAGGAGAGUGGGCAGCUGAUAGACUGCACCGUGUCAGCCCAGAAGCUGGUGACUCUCCUGGAGGAGGACACCUUCCCCUCUGGUGCCCAUGUGGAUUUCUAUGACAUCUGAGCUCCUCUCACUUCUGCCACUGCCUUCCUGCUUUGCUCUCUGCUGAGCCUUAUGUUUGGUCAUAGAAUCACAGUGUUUUGUCCCUGCAUCCCUUGUCCCAAGCCCCUCUCCAGCUUUCCUGCAGCCCCUUUAGGCACU
This is a messenger RNA of Melopsittacus undulatus (budgerigar), 969 nucleotides long. RefSeq names its product sepiapterin reductase (gene SPR). Gene Ontology annotation, molecular function: sepiapterin reductase (NADP+) activity. NCBI's taxonomy places the organism in Eukaryota, Metazoa, Chordata, Aves, Psittaciformes, Psittaculidae. The coding region runs from base 1 to 831 and encodes 276 amino acids. Gene Ontology annotation, biological process: tetrahydrobiopterin biosynthetic process. The transcript is spliced from 3 exons. The record is from RefSeq and is a predicted model, not a curated record.